Galendromus occidentalis (western predatory mite) is the source of this 930-nucleotide messenger RNA. RefSeq lists its product as uncharacterized. The coding region runs from base 1 to 930 and encodes 309 amino acids. The transcript has 6 exons. The record is from RefSeq and is a predicted model, not a curated record. Lineage: Eukaryota; Metazoa; Arthropoda; Arachnida; Mesostigmata; Phytoseiidae.
AUGGAGAAAGCAAGCAGAGCUAUCCGACGGAGCGGCAUCCGUCUCAAGUCUAUGAAUCCAAAACACAAGGAACUCGCCCUUAUCAUUUCCGGGAUGAGGGAUAUCCGGAGCGGAUUGAGAAACUUCCAGAAUGCUCAGACUUUGAUGAUGCAGGAUAUGGUGGUGUGGUCACGAACUGAUGAAAAUCGCGCGAUCCAGGACGUGAUGGAAAGAAUCAAUGAGCUGAAUUUUCUUUGGGCAGAUUCUCUUCAACAUUUCUUUGAAACGCUGAGGACCUUCAGACAACAAUGCGAAAUGAUUCUCGAAGGCGAGAAAGUUGUUGACACAGCAAGAGCCGAUCUCGCGCGAGCUGAGCGGAAAGAGCGCAAAAUCAAGACGAACAUCAAGAAAAUCUCAAAAAAAGCUCCAUCCGAGAAAAUGAUGACCAUCGAGAUGGAGUUGUCCAAUGCAGAACGUGCCAAAGACUUGGCUCAUUUCGAAGCUGUGCAAAAAGUCCAAGAGAAUGAAGUCUGUAAAAUGAUUCGACUCAAAGAAGGAUUGACGAAACUCACCGAGAGCUACAUAGAACUGGCGCACAAAAUGGCGAUUGUGUUCGAUGCUCAGAAAGACGUCGUCCAGGCUAUACCCGAGGUAAACGACACGGCGAUCCAUGAACUCAAGUACAUGGGUGGCACCUCAACCAAGCUGGCCGUCGAAGAGGCGAAGAAUCGAAUCGAGAAAUACCGUACACUGAAGUUCAAACUAUUGCCCCAAGGAAUCGCUGAACUCCCGCCACCUUAUAGUCUCGGCUCCCCAGCUCCGGAAUCAAGACCGACAUCCAAACCAGAAGGAGUCUCGUACGGAGCUCAAGGGAGCGGGUUCGAGCCCACAGUGCCGCCCUACGAGGAGCGAGAAGCCUUCGAGGCGAAUUCUUCAAGCGACGAUGGUUAG